Prorocentrum cordatum is the source of this 2000-nucleotide messenger RNA. Lineage: Eukaryota; Dinophyceae; Prorocentrales; Prorocentraceae. The record is from the annotation of a GenBank genome assembly.
UGGCUCAAGUAGCCAGUUUGGUUAAGGCGUCGACGGCCCCAAUGUCGUCGGUUCAAGACCACAGUGCACAAGGCGAAUCCUUGGGCUCGCGCCCUGGUGGCGGCUCACUCGGCGAGGCUUUGGGAUCGCGCCGUCGCGUAAUCUCAUGCCCCCCUGCUCGUCGCCUCGGCGUGCUGACCACAACCUGCCGCCUGUCCCUGAUGAGUUGCCCCGUGCGCCGGCUGCGAUUGCGACCUCCACGAUCGGGCGUCGCGCAUCCCCGAGCAAGGAUAACGUGUUGUCGCCGGUGCCCUCCGCGGACGCCGUGGUCUCGCCGACACCCUCCAUCCUCUCCAAGGACACAGCGUUAUCGCCACAGGUCCCCGGCCGGACGCCGGUCUGGCAGUCCGCGUCGUCCGACACGGGCCCGGGCCCGGCGGCGGUCCACCGCAAGUCCCUUUCGUCCGAGUCGCUCUCGAUGGAGUCGCUGACCUGCGCGCCGAUCCGCGCCAUCCCCGCGCACGUUGCGCUGAAGUUUUUAGGCAGCGUCUUCCGCGGGAACGGCGACGGGUACCGCUACGCCAGGGAGGUCGAGUGGAUCGACUGCUUCUGGUCGUACAGCCGUCACGCGUCGCAGUUCAUGAACGUGUGUACGCUGCUGGUGCACUACAGCGCGUGGCAGGCCUUCCUGGCGGGCGUUGCUGUGUCCGUGGUUACGGCCCUGAUGAUGCCGGCGCAGCUGGUGGACAACGGCUAUCGCGCUGGCGUCCCGUGCAUGGUUACCGGGCUGUGCACGACCUUGGCGGUGCUUUUCGUCUGGCCGAGUCGGCAGCGCGUGUUCCUGGACAGGGCGUGCAUCCCUCAGGACGACGAAGAGGCGAAGCGGACGGGCAUCCUGAGCCUCGGCUACUACCUGAAGGUGUCGAAGACCGUGAUGGUUCUCUGGGACGUCACCUACUUCCAGCGGCUCUGGUGCGUCUUCGAGUUCGCGGCCUACUUGCGGCUGCAGGUGGACAAGGAGGAGGCUUCUGGCAACGCCAUCAGGGUGCUGCCCUCCAUGUACGGAGGCAUGACCGCCUUCUGCUUUGUCACCGGGGCCCUCUUCCUGUUGGUGACCCGCUCGCUCCUGGUCGGCGCCGACGACGUCCCAGGGGCGCCCCUUGACCUGUCGCCUGCCGAGCUCGUGCUGCGCGUGGCGUCCUACUCGGUGAUUACGCUCUUCGUCUCGUUCUCCUUCACCCCCAUGUUUGCGAGGCACGUCAGAGCUUUCGCGGAGCAGGACAUUCAGCUAAAAACCUUUUCGCUGGACAAGGCGAAGUGCUUCUGCUGCGAGCACAACCAUUUGCACCCCGAGACGAAGGAGGUCAUGGCGUGCGACCGGGACCUGAUCCGCACCGCCGUGAUCGAGUGGUUCGACAACGUGAGCACUUACGAACGCUUCGUCCGACAGAGUCUGGAGCCCCACACAAUCAGGAGAGCCCACAUACCGUACGCCAACAUUGUGGUCGGCCUCGCGCCGCCCUACUUGUGGGAUUUGGCCGGCAGGUGCGUGUGGCUCGUCAGGACUGACCAGUACUUCUUGGCCUGGCAUUUGGUGCUCAACCAGAUGUCCUUGAUGUUCAUAUUCAACCCACUGCUGGUGAUUGUGGUCACUGGGUGCUUCGUUUUUUUUCUGUAAGCCUGGCAUAUCCCACCGCCGCGCCACCGUCUUGAGCACGUUGACCGCAGUGCUCGGCCACUUCCUCCUGUGGCUGACGUGGAGGACCGUGAUCCAAGUGCUCGGUGUCUACGGCUACGUCGUCCUGUUUCUCACCUUCGGCACGGCGGUCGUGCUCUUGCAGUGCCUCCCCGACGCGAUGUUCUCGUGGCGCGGCGGUGCCAAGCCCAGCAUCAGAGCGGCAAGAGCUCGCGGCGCUGCAAACGCAUGUCGCUGAGCAGGUGAGGGCGCCCAUGGCCAGUAUCAAGUCGGGCAUGUCCCUGCACAGGACGAAUGUUCAAAAAUAGUAAAAAAUAUGUGCGAA